AUGACGGAGCUCAAAGCCAUCCAACUUGACAGCCUGCUGGAUGAGCUGAACAGAAUAAAGGACCAGCAGGUUGCACUACAAGAUGCCAUUGAGAAUGACAAGGCAAUCGUCAUCCACCCUCGACGAGAGGAGCUAGAAGAUGAGGAAGACGAGAAGCCCAAGAAGCAGCCUCCGAAGUACGUGGUGUCAGGUGGGCUUACUGGCUUCGGGGUGGCCCAAGAUCUCCUCCACUUGGACUUCAGCGCACCGGAGGAGGCCCCAAAAGAGUUCAAGGCCAUGGCUUUCAACGCCAAGCGCAUCACCACUCUCAAAUCCGGCCUCUCAGGCACCUUUGGGAAGGUGGAUGCUAUGUCUGAGAUCCUGACAGAGUACCUGCAGCGGCUGGAGGAGCAGCAGGAGAGCGUCAUGCAGCUCAUCAAGAACCAGCGCCAGCUGCUCAAGGAAGGCAAGGCUGGCGCGAAUCUGCAGGCACUCAAGAGCGCUGCUGCCAAGGUGUAG
Messenger RNA from Coccomyxa subellipsoidea C-169, 498 nucleotides. RefSeq lists its product as hypothetical. Lineage: Eukaryota; Viridiplantae; Chlorophyta; Trebouxiophyceae; Coccomyxaceae. Bases 1 to 498 code for a protein of 165 amino acids. The transcript has 3 exons. The record is from RefSeq and is a predicted model, not a curated record.